AUGUUCAGUUUCAACCUUGAGAGAUUGAGGAGUUCGACACCGGCUAGUUCCAACCAGUCAGCACAUACAGUGAGAUUGGUAGAAACUGUGCACACAGACUCAUUUGUUAUCUCGAGAUACCCUUGUGAACUCCCCCAGCUUAAAAAUGACGAAACCAUUUGCUAUGGAUCUCUCGAUUCUGCAACCGAGAAAGCUGUUCUGGUGACUAGCGAGAGAAUUCUAAUCUACAAUUAUAAAUCAGGAGAUAUCCAUCCUGUAUUCCUUGAGUUCAACUAUGAGAAAAAUGAGCAAGGUAUUCUGCCCCAAGUCAAACUCUUUCCCAACUCAACUAAUAAUGAUACAAGUGUCGUGAUCGUGGAUUCUGUUACAGGGGAAAUCCGAUACGUAGAGUCAUUGAGCCUGGCACCAUCUCUGGAUAUCUUUGACGGCGUGCAAACAACCACCAUCAAGCUUUCAGGGAGUGAAAUUAUAACGAUUGUUGAAUAUUUUGCUGGAAUCGGCUUAAUUAUUGCUACCAGCAAUAGGCAUGUGCUAACAUUGUCGGUGAAUGAUCACCUUGGAAAAACAAAAUUUGUUGUCAACGAUGUCUAUGCACCAAAGUCAUUGAUGAACAUAUUUCUUGGACUGACCUCGCAUACCGCUACGAGCUACGAAAACGCAAAUAAAGUGAUAGCUAUUGACUGCAAGAAUAGAAACGCAGUCACACGUCAAUUGUGCAUUCAAGAGGAAGACGGAAAACUAAUCAUUGCAGAUUGGGUGAAUGGGUCGAUUAAUAUCAGCACACAAUAUAACCUCAAAGCGCUCCUAGCUGAACAAAUAGUGGACUCCGAUAAUCUCAAAAUAAAGGAUAUUAAACUUAUGGGAAACAAUGACCUUGUUGUCCUCACAUCCUGUCAAGGAAGUACUGGAAAAAGAUUACAAAUAUCCAUGGUCAGGAUAGAAAACAAUCCUUCUGUGAUAUAUGUUCACGAAAUCACUAGCAUCAAUACGACAGAUAAUUUCCCAAAGUUAUCUGUGACAAACGAAAUCGCAAGUAUAAUAACCGAGUCUUCCAUCAUUAUGACAGAUACUGAGUCUGGCUUAAAUGAAAGAUGGGAAGAUUUUAUCAAUUUCAACCAAGAUGUUACAGUUUAUGGACAUAACACUGACGAACAUGGUCAUAUAACUGUCUUGACUGAGGAAGGUAUUUACCAAAUUAAAGUUGAAAAAACGGGAGACAAGUUUGCUAGUGUUGAAUUUUUGAAAAACCAUAUAAGACAGGCAUUACAAUACAGCGGUAGCUUGAGGUUGCUCGAUUUCAACCUUUCAAACCUGAAAUUGGCCGUCAGCGCCGAGGAUAUUGAAAGUGCUGUUUUGGGUAUUGCACAAGAAAUAACAUCGAACGAAUUCAAUGAUCUAGACGAUUUGACAUAUUUGCAGGUGAAUCUACACAAAAGAGCCGAUCGGUUAAAGAAACUUGGCCAUUUCUGCAACGAAAACUUUGAUUUACAAGAGGCCACAUGGAUUCAGCUUAUGAAAUAUGUCGAGGAAAUUGAGCUCUCAAGUGCACUUUACGAGAAGUUUAGCGAUAUCGAGCCGUUGAAAUUGAUCGCGGAAAAGCUAGUCAGGAAACAUACAGGGUACAAAAGUCUUGAUGAAUAUUUCAAGGAUCCAACCUCAUCCAUAAUCAGUUUCCUGGGACUUUUGGUAGCAAACACGGAUCUUCAAGAUCCUGCAGACUUGUCACUCUUCGGUGAAAUGCUUGCCGAUGUACUCAACAAAGGUUACUUAGAAACUGAGAUUAACGAAGCCCGGUCUUCCAACAUCUUCCAAGGAGCAAGAGAGUUUUUGUCGAGCGUGAAUGAGAUUUUGAGAAAUCUCACAAUCACUUACGCUGACAGUUUGGAAGCUGCAGAAGAGAGCGAACUGAAGACACGCGUGAGCAAAACUGUUUUAACUCUAGCAUUAUUCCUCUAUUAUGUCGAGAUCACAGUGCACGGUGAACUUUUAGCCAAAAAUAGGGAAGGAUGGGUUAGAUUAUUUGUUGUUUUAGGACAACAAGAAAAAAUAAUACAGCUUGCAGAGAAGAAUAAUGAUUUGGAAAGUUUAUGUGAAAUCCUUGAUUCCGAAAGAGAGCAAGCUCCAGAAGGGGAUGCUUUAGUUGCAUUCAAAUUUGAGGAAUGUUUCCAGCGGUAUGGAUACCGUUUUGCAGAAGUGCUUUUUGGAUUCUAUGCUAGAACCAGAAAGAUUCGGCUAAUCCUCAAUUACAUCCCUCAAUAUCCAGAUUACGUGCGCAUGUUUUUGAAUUCAAGCAUCAACAACUAUAAAUUUGCCUGGAUACUUGACGUGGAAAACGAUGAGUAUUUCAAGGCAGCAGAAAAGCUGAUUGCAUAUGUUUCCACUGCAGAGUCGGAGGAAAUUGAAAAGAAAAAGUUCGAACUGAAUAUUGCCAAACUUUCACUGAUAGCUUUGAAUGAGGAUCACGACAAUCUGUUGGAUGAGAUAGAAAUACACUUGCAAAUGAUUGAGCUUCAAUUGAAUUAUGCGAGAUUAAUUGAUUCAAAAACUAAAGAUGGAUUCAUACAAGACUCAAGAUACUUGGUUGAUAACAAGUUUACACAUUUUGAAAGUCAGAUCGGCGAUAUUGUGGCAAAGAUGGAUAAGCAGCAACAGCUGGGAUUGUUUGAGAUGGUCCAGCUACUGACAUUAGUGACGUUUGAUGAAUUCAGUCACAACAAUUUCGCCAACUUGUUCAAAUUGUUGACUGUCAUCAAACACUCCAAUCCGUCAAGAGUGAUAAGUAACCUGAGUGGUUAUUCGCACUAUCACGAAAUCUUGGAAACCUUGAUAUGGAAAAGGCUGUUUUUGACAACUGAUUGGGAUGGGCUUUUGAAUGGUUCUGACGUGCAUACUAAUGAAUACUUCAAAAUGAUGACCGGGUUAUCGACGCUCAAAAUAGAACUUCCCUCUAAAGUUCAGGACUUAAUGUUAGAUCCGGACGAUAUUAAUUAUCUCGAGGCUGAUAAAGGCCUUCGUGACGAUUUGCUGAAGGAGAACGAUCUGUUGUCGGAACUGAACAACAAGAUCAAUUUAGAACAAUGGUUAGAUAGAUUGAAGUAA
Molecule: messenger RNA, 3099 nt
Organism: Ogataea parapolymorpha DL-1
Lineage: Eukaryota; Fungi; Ascomycota; Pichiomycetes; Pichiales; Pichiaceae
Product: Subunit of the Nup84p subcomplex of the nuclear pore complex (NPC)
Exons: 1
Coding region: 1-3099 (1032 amino acids)
Biological process (GO): transcription-dependent tethering of RNA polymerase II gene DNA at nuclear periphery; poly(A)+ mRNA export from nucleus; protein import into nucleus
Cellular component (GO): nuclear pore outer ring
Molecular function (GO): protein binding; structural constituent of nuclear pore
Source: RefSeq, a predicted model, not a curated record